GAGCAGCGCGGCCGACUAUCUUGUUGCCCAGAUGUAUGUGGGGCCGUUUGGGCGGGUUAGGGCACCCAGGCCGACGGACCAUGUUCUUCUUCCGCCACCGGGAUACUUUGGAGUAUACCCGAUGAGUUUUGCUAAGGGGUUGAGGUUCCCCCUUCACCCUUUCAUCACCGAGUACCUGGACAUGGUAGGGCUUCCUCCGGCCUUGCUGACGCCGAACAGUUAUUCCUUGAUGGUGGGCUUUUUACUCCGGUGUGAGGAGCUGGGCUACAGGCCGACAACGGCCCUAUUCAUGAAUUUGUACCAGAUCGGCCGAGGAAGCCACAAGAACUGUGCGGCCUAUGCUACUCUUCAACAACUGCCGAAGAAGAGGAGCUUCACGGACUUGCCUUCGUCCAUUCAUGAGUGGAAGAGCAAGUUCGUUUUUGUAUCCCUGGGUGAGAGUGGCACCGAGUUUCCCUCCCUCGGCCAUACCGGGAGGUUCAAUCUCCAUGACCCGCCGAAGAGCUCUAUCUUGGACGCUCAGGUGGAGGCUUUCCUGGAAGGGGGGCCGAGGAGCGUAAAGGACUACAUUACUGAAUACAAGAUGACCGCCCUCGGCUUCUUUAGAUACCAUGUGUAUGGUGAUAAGGAGGAUGACCUCCAACACUGGCCGAGGAUGACCACCACCUUUGAAGACGCCGACGGCCCGGACUUGGGCAUUCCUGCUGAGGCCGAUGAUUUUGCGAUGGAUCGUCGUUCCAUAAUGGCUAUUGCCAAGGCCAAAGCGGCCGAGGAGUUGGCUGCUAAGGCGGCCGAGGCGGCCAGACGUGCCGCGGCCGAUGGGAGCGGGGCUACUACUGGUGCGGCCCCAAAGCCUGCCCCAUC
Cuscuta europaea is the source of this 864-nucleotide messenger RNA. The record is from the annotation of a GenBank genome assembly. Lineage: Eukaryota; Viridiplantae; Streptophyta; Magnoliopsida; Solanales; Convolvulaceae.